GCUCUGGCCGAAAUCGCGGUGAAAUUGCGACGUCAUCUUCCCCAUCUCUCGUCCCGCUUCGCUUUGCUCCCCACCUGUCCGUCUCCGGCCACCGUCCAUUGACCAGCAAACCCUAUCCGUGCCCUACCGACCGACCAGGUACCUACUAUUACCCGGCUCACUAUCAGUACUGAUAGCGUCGAUUGAUGCCGACAACGGGGGUACCAUGGCCGACUCGAACGAUGCGCAAUCCCCCACCGCCAUCAAUGACACUUCCCUCCCCCAGUCCACCUCGACACUGGACAGUUCUUUGAGCAACACUACCCCAGCGAACAUCGACACCACUAGGAGAACCCACUCGCGUACGGUCUCAUCUGGUUCAGCAUCUUAUUCUGGGCACGGGUCGUUCCUUGGCCGCAGAAAUACGUCUUUCGGCAACGGAAAGAGUCGCUAUGCUGAGCCGAGUACAACAGACGUCCACGUCGAAUCUUCAGCUUGCUCGGCGCCGUCCCAAUCUCCACACAUCCCGUUAAGAAGUCCGGGUUCGUCUCUAUCGCAAGGUCGUUGCUAUUCCGGGACGUCAAACUCCAUUCUUAGUGAGGAUUUACUCUUAGGCGACGCUGCUAUUGGCGACAGCGCCGAAGACACCCCUCGAAUACGCCCCACCAUCAGUAGUAAACAAUCGUCCUCUGCAACGAUAAAGGAGCCAGCCACGGCAGUGGAAUCUACAUCUUUGACAGACGCACAAAACAGACGCUCCUCCAACAGUUCUCUGUUUUCCUUGUCCGCUGCCCGCAGUGCGACACAAACUGCGCCUACAUCGGAACCGAGCCGAGGUGGUCGUACACGAUCUACAUCAUACCUGAUGUCGAACAACAAAGGUUCCAACACUACGCCCUCGGAGGCUGGCAUGUCCAAUGUUACCGUCACAACCUCGAGCAUACAGGGUGGCCAGCCUGCCUCUGGGUCUCACGCCCUGACACCUCGUGACCCGCACUCGCAGCCUCUCGACCUCAUGAGGCGCAACCAACGGAGCGAUGCCACAACCAAUUUCCCGGCCCCAGCAGCGAGUGGCUCGAGAGGCCAGCCAGAUCGUUCACGGAGUAGAGUGAAGAGGCGAUUUAGCGGCAGCACCGCGAACAGCAGCCACAGCCCCGGCAGUGAGCGAGGCUCUUCGCAUCGUGAGAAGGAAGAGGGCAAGGCUGCGUCCAAGCCCGCUCCUUGGGGCGUCAUUGGUAUCUGUGCGCUGGAUGUGAAAGCCCGAAGCAAACCCAGUCGGAACAUUCUCAACCGGGUCAUUGCGAACCGAGAUUUCGAUGUCGUCGUGUUUGGGGACAAGGUGAUUCUCGACGAAGAGGUGGAAAAUUGGCCCAUUUGCGAUUAUUUGAUCUCCUUUUACUCGGACGGAUUUCCGUUAGAGAAGGCCAUCGCCUAUGUCAAGACACGGAAACCAUUCUGCGUCAAUGACGUGCCGCUACAGAAGCUACUGUGGGAUCGGCGUUUAUGCCUGCAAGUCCUCGACGAGAUCAAUGUCCGAACCCCCAGCCGAGUCGAAGUGAACCGAGAUGGCGGACCAGGUUUCCUGACCCCUGACAUGGUGAAAUACAUCAAGGAAGUCUCAGGGGUUGAUCUCGCCGUUCCUGAUGAAAACAAAUACAAUCCACCGCGAAAGGUCGAGCUGCUUGACGACGGCGAUGUCAUCAGCGUUGACGGUGCACUUUUGAAGAAACCGUUUGUGGAGAAGCCCACGAGCGGUGAAGACCACAACAUUAUCAUCUAUUUUCCCAAGUCAGCGGGAGGCGGCGCACGGAAGCUAUUCAGAAAGAUUGGCAACAAAAGCUCCGAAUACAUCCCUGAGCUCAACGUGCCUCGGGCCAUCACUGAGCCGGAGAGUAGCUACGUGUACGAAAGCUUCAUGCAGGUCGACAAUGCGGAGGACAUCAAGGCCUACACUGUUGGCCCGAACUACUGCCAUGCGGAGACACGCAAAUCGCCGGUAGUGGACGGUGUGGUCAGGCGAAACCAGCACGGAAAGGAGCUUCGGUACGUGACCGCGCUGAGUGCGGAGGAGCGAGAGACUGCCAGCAAAAUUGCGACUGCGUUCGGCCAACGAGUCUGCGGAUUUGACCUCCUCAGAGCAUCUGGGAAGAGCUAUGUGAUUGACGUCAAUGGCUGGAGUUUUGUCAAAGACAACAAUGACUACUACGACCAAUGCGCCAAUAUCUUGAAGGACUUGUUCGUCAAGGAGAGACUUCGAAGAGGUGGAAUGUCAUCGCCGGCGCCCUCGCCAUCGAUCUCGGAAACCGACCCAAUGUCCAAGCAGCAGACUUCUCUUCGGGAGCGCGACCACUCCUCUGCUUCGCUACAUCCUCCGAACGCAAAGAGCAUUCCUGCUGCCCCGGCCACUGCUUCGGACACAUCCCAAGCCGGAGAUGCAUCAGUAGCGCCCAGCGACGCGGCUUCCCCACGUGUUGAGGACUUGCUGUCUUCCACAGCAUCCAGUGCCGCCCCGAUGCAUUCGCUGCCACCACCUGCGGACUUUCUGCAGGGGAAUUCUCCUUCGGCACCAGCAUCUGUGAAGACUGUGGCGACAUCACAAGGUAUUGGUGGCAGUGAAGAGUCUCACCGCGAGGCUGAGCAGCCGCCUCCCCCUAAGCACUCGUGGAAGUUGAAAGGAGUGGUGUCGGUCAUUCGCCAUGCUGACCGAACGCCCAAGCAAAAGUUCAAAUUCACGUUCCACACUGCACCUUUCAUUGCGCUGCUGAAAGGUCAUCAGGAAGAGGUAUUGCUGAUUGGCGAGGCUGCACUGGCGAGUGUGAUUUCCGCUGUCGACUCGGCGUUCCUCGAAGGGGUUGAGGACCCUGGCAAACUCAAAGCCCUUCGCAACGUUUUGGUCAAGAAAGGCAGUUGGGCGGGAACAAAGAUCCAAAUCAAACCCAUGUUCCGCAAGAAGAAGACGGAGAGCGCUGUGGAUGAGAUGCCUGAUUUGAAAGAGAACGUUCAGACGCCCCCGCUUGACACGGAGAACAGCCCUGGUCACAAGGACGGUGACGCAGCGUCACCGAGAGAACCCGUUAAGCGUCACGAUUCCCUGUCUGGCGUCACGAUGUCCAAGUUCACGGCAGCUGAGGAGCGACUUGUGCUUGACAAGCUCCAGCUCAUUGUCAAAUGGGGCGGCGAGCCAACGCACGCUGCUCGUUACCAAGCCCAGGAGCUGGGCGACAACAUGAGGAAUGAUUUCAUGCUCCUGAACAGAGACGUGCUCGAUGAAGUCCACGUGUUCAGCAGCUCGGAAAGACGAGUGACGACAAGCGCACAGAUCUGGGCCGCGUCGUUCCUCGGCAAAAACGACAUACCCGAUGACUUCAUCACCAUUCGAAAGGACCUCCUGGACGACUCCAACGCCGCCAAGGAUGAGACAGACAAGGUCAAGAAGAAGCUCAAGGGCCUGCUGCGCGAGGGCAAUGAGCGACCUGCGCAGUUUGCCUGGCCCGAGAAAAUGCCUGAGCCGUCCGAGGUGCAGAAGCGCGUUGUCCAGCUGAUGAACUUCCAUCGUCGUGUCAUGCAUCACAACUACUCCAAGAUAUUCAGCGGCGCAGCCACGUCUCUGAACAGCAUUUCUAACCCGGCCACAGAGAGAGAAAAGAUAUCUGGCGAAGGCUCGACCUCGUCGCUUGCUUCAUCUCUGUCGCAGGCGAAUACCGUCAACAGCAUCCAGGCGCGAUGGUGCUCCGGCGAGGAUGCUGAGCUCUUCAGGGAACGCUGGGAGAAGCUGUUUGCAGAAUUCUGUGAUGGCGAGAAGGUGGACCCUAGCAAGAUCUCCGAGCUCUACGACACGAUGAAGUUUGACUCACUCCACAACCGGCAAUUCCUCGAAUGGGUGUUCACCCCUCCGGAUCACAUGCUUGAGGAGUACGAAGGCAAGGAAAGCAGGCCGAAGGAGACGGAAGAGCCCAAGGCGCCCGUCGAGCCGAAGCAAGAGAAGUCCAACAGUAUCGCCGGCCAGACCCCCCAGGAAGGCACCGAUCCUGUCCAACGAUCGGGCACAGUGAAGAAGCUGUUUAGACGCCGGUCUUUUCUCAAUGGCCUUCGUCAUCUGGGCGAGGAGCCUCCACCAGAGCAGUACUUCAAACUGUACAAGGGCACUGAGACGAGCGCAACGAAAACGGAACAGAAGCACGAGCCUCUGCAGGAACUGUACAAGCUUGCCAAGGUGCUUUUUGAUUUCAUCUGCCCGCAGGAGUACGGCAUCUCUGAUAGCGAGAAGCUCGAAAUUGGUCUCCUGACAUCGCUCCCGCUGCUGAAGGAGAUUGUCCAGGAUCUGGAAGAGAUGCAGGCUUCCCACGAGGCUAAGUCCUUCUUCUACUUCACCAAAGAGUCGCACAUCUACACCCUGCUGAAUUGCAUCAUCGAGGGAGGUAUCGAGACCAAGAUCACAAGGGCUACGAUCCCCGAGCUCGACUACCUUUCCCAGAUCAGCUUUGAGCUGUACGAGUCAGAGAUCAAGCAACCUCAGGACAGCCCUGAAGACGAACCCAAAUAUGCUUACAGCAUUCGCAUCACCAUCAGCCCGGGCUGCCAUGUCCAUGAUCCUCUUCAUGUCCAACUGGACAGCCGCCACUCGAUUGGCUGCGCGCCUAGGCGCAGUUUGACAAACCACAGCGACUGGCUCCAAGUGAUCAAGACGUUGCGAGCCAAGUUCAACCAGGUCAAACUGCCCAAGACGUUCCUUGCCGUGAAUCUCUCCGAGGCUUUCACCUUUGAAGAGCUAGAGCGACAGGCGAGUGAUUCCGAGGCUCUCGAGAUGAAGGCAACGCCGUCCAAGGAUCUGCUUCUGUCGCCUCCGGCCCAAGGGCAGAGCGGUAAAGGGGACGGUCAUUCUGCGAAUGCGGCCGAAGGAGGCAAGAUUGUGAAUCCCGAGUGGUGAUCACCAAGACUCGCACUAUGGAUUCGCCAGAAACAGCAACCUCCCUGGCCUAGAUACAAUCCUGAGUCCACCGAGGUUGUAAGGCCCAUUCCAUGACAUUAUCCUUCAUGGGGAGCGUCUAUGCCAUCCGGCGUUACUUUUCUAUACUGAGCUCUCCCUAGCAGUCCGAACGGAGGAGGGGGAUUUUUCACCAGCGACUUGUAUGCCGACUUUGAGGAAAGCAGCGAACUUUGCUUAAAAGCGUCUCCGUACACGAACUCCAAAGGCUAAAUUAGAAAUUACAUUAUGGGCAACCAUAGCAUAGAAAACGAGGACAUGCGGAAUCAAGUACAUAAUAUCGAAUCGAGUCAUCCGUGUUCACUACCCGUCUCCAGUCACUCACCAUGAAUCGACCUGAGAUUCGUACGGUUCGUCCACUUUUACGCGGCCAUGAAUGUCUGUUCAGGUUAGGCAACCCGGGCC
Emericellopsis atlantica is the source of this 5368-nucleotide messenger RNA. RefSeq names its product histidine phosphatase superfamily-domain-containing protein. NCBI's taxonomy places the organism in Eukaryota, Fungi, Ascomycota, Sordariomycetes, Hypocreales, Bionectriaceae. The coding region runs from base 206 to 4906 and encodes 1566 amino acids. Gene Ontology annotation, molecular function: inositol hexakisphosphate kinase activity; diphosphoinositol pentakisphosphate kinase activity; 5-diphosphoinositol pentakisphosphate 1-kinase activity. Gene Ontology annotation, cellular component: cytosol. Gene Ontology annotation, biological process: inositol phosphate biosynthetic process; inositol metabolic process. The transcript is spliced from 3 exons. The record is from RefSeq and is a predicted model, not a curated record.